AGAAGGCGAAUGUUCCCCCAGCUGUUUCCUGUCUACAGUGUCUGUGUCUUGUAGAUAAAUGUGAGGAUUUUCUCUAAAUCCCUCUUCUGCUUGCUAAAUCUCACUGUCCCUGCUAAAUCCAGAGCAGAUAGAGCCUGCGCAAUGGAAUAAAGUCCUCAAAAUUGAAAUGUGACAUUGCUCUAACAUCUCCCAUCUCUCUGGAUUUCUUUUUGCCUCAUUAUUCCUGCUCACCAAUUCAUUUCCAGACUUUGUACUUCCGAAGCAAUGGGAAAAAUCAGCAGUCUUCCAACUCAAUUAUUUAAGUGCUGCCUCUGUGAUUUCUUGAAGAUAAAGAUGCACAGCACAUCGUCUUCACAUCUCUUCUACCUGGCGCUCUGCUUGCUCACCUUCACCAGCUCCGCCACAGCUGGACCAGAGACCCUUUGCGGGGCUGAGCUGGUGGAUGCUCUUCAGUUCGUGUGCGGACCAAGGGGCUUUUACUUCAACAAGCCCACAGGCUAUGGCUCCAGCACUCGGAGGGCACCCCAGACAGGCAUUGUAGACGAGUGCUGCUUCCGGAGCUGUGACCUGCGAAGGCUGGAGAUGUACUGUGCCCCGCUCAAGCCCACCAAGUCAGCCCGCUCCAUCCGUGCCCAGCGCCACACCGACAUGCCCAAGACCCAGAAGGAAGUACACUUGAAGAACGCAAGUAGAGGGACUGCAGCAAACAAGAACUACAGAAUGUAGGAGGGGCCUCCAGAGCAGCGGAGAAUGUCAGCGCAGGACCCUUCGCUUUGGAGGCACAACCUGCGGCACAUGGAAACACCUACCAAAAAAGAAUAAUAAGAAGUUCAAUAACAUUUCAAAGAUGGGCAUUUCCCCCAAUGAAAUAUACAAGUAAACAUUCCAACAUUG
Molecule: messenger RNA, 894 nt
Organism: Psammomys obesus (fat sand rat)
Lineage: Eukaryota; Metazoa; Chordata; Mammalia; Rodentia; Muridae
Gene: Igf1
Product: insulin like growth factor 1
Exons: 4
Coding region: 265-726 (153 amino acids)
Cellular component (GO): extracellular region
Molecular function (GO): hormone activity; growth factor activity
Source: RefSeq, a predicted model, not a curated record